This is a messenger RNA of Drosophila innubila, 5430 nucleotides long. RefSeq lists its product as uncharacterized. NCBI's taxonomy places the organism in Eukaryota, Metazoa, Arthropoda, Insecta, Diptera, Drosophilidae. Bases 400 to 5091 code for a protein of 1563 amino acids. Gene Ontology annotation, cellular component: cytoskeleton. Gene Ontology annotation, molecular function: protein binding. The transcript has 10 exons. Gene Ontology annotation, biological process: signal transduction. The record is from RefSeq and is a predicted model, not a curated record.
CGGUGCUUUUGCUCAUUUCAGUUUUAGUCGUUAAACGAGAGAGCAAGCGACGACUUGCACAUUUGGUUGGCUUGCGCGCGUGUUUUGUGUUCAAAAAUAAAGUGUUAAACAGAAAUCUGUUUGUGGAAAAAAAAGUAAAGUGUGUGUGUGCAAAUACAAAAGCAAAAACAAAAACAAAAUCAAAGCAAACGGGCAACGUUCUCGCAAUCGGGGGCGGCAAAUAGCAAAAGUUCAAAACACAAACCGCAGCCACCGUUACAGUUGCACUUUGUUGCCGCUCGCAGUCGUCGCUUGUCGUUUGUCGCUUGUCGGUGUUUUUGUUGUUUUUACUCGGCGAAGUCAGCGGAGGCGUCGCGCGCGUCCCUCGGAGGUGCCAACAGCAAGAGCGAAUGUGUUUCAAUGAUGUUACUGCCUUCGGGGCGUUCGAAUAGUGAUGUCUAUCCGUUACAAAAUUCCAGCUCACAGGCGUCCAGUGUGGGCGCGUCCAAGCCCCUGUUACUGACAAGAACAUCAUCACCACAAUUGACAACGUUGCCAACAUCAAAUGGCAGCGCCAACGCGAACGCCUACACAACUCUCCUCAACUCCUCCUCCUCCUCCUCGCCCUCAGUAGCACCACAAGAAACGGCCGGAAGUCUGUCAGAGACCGGAACACAGUCGACAACAACGACGUCAACAACGACGACGACGACGACGAUAGCAGCAACAACAGCGGACACCAUAAACUCCGGAAUUGAGGUUGGUGGCAUCUAUGGCCCCAUUUUGGGGCAGAUUCAUGCGAACAGCAUUGCCAUCGGAAAUUGGGGCGAAAUUGAUCGACAUUUGGAGGCGGUCCAGGAUAAACUCAAAGCUGGUUGGUCAGUGCAUGUGGGAAAAGAAGGAAGACUCUACUAUUGCAAUCAUUUAACGCAAUCAUCUGGUUGGCUGCCCGCUUGUGAGGACUGGAGUAAGCAUGAGGAGCUCACCUAUGGCUGGGAGCGUGCCAUAGAUUCCAAGGGUCGUUCCUACUACAUCAAUCAUUUGAAUAAGACGACCACAUAUGAGACACCCGAAUGCAUAAGAUGGGAUGAGCAUCCACCGGAGCCUCGCCUGGUUUUGUUGCUUCGCAGCGCCAGUUUGGGAUUUGGCUUUGUGGCGGGCAGCGAACGGCCGGUGAUUGUGCGUUUCGUUACGGAGGGUGGUCCCAGCAUUGGGAAACUGCAGCCGGGUGAUCAGAUACUGGCAGUCAAUGGCGAGGAUGUCAAGGAUGCGCCAAGGGAUCAUGUCAUUCAGUUGGUUCGCGCCUGUGACGCCCAGGUGUCGCUGCUCGUCUGCCAGCCCAUGGCCCAUUGUGUGCUGCCUGGUCGCAAAUCGACGCUGCUCUCCGCCGGCAAACGGGCCAAGCUGCGGACGCGUCCAAGUCGUGUGCGAUUUGCGGAGAGCGUGUGCGUCAAUGGAGCACCAUUAUUUCCGCCUUCGGCCUUUUCGCUGGGCGACAUCUGUGUGCCACCAAUGGCGAAUGUGCUCAAGGUCUUUCUGGAGAACGGUCAGACCAAGUCGUUUAAGUACGAUGCCACCACAACAGUGCAGGAUGUGGUUAGCUCCCUGCUGGACAAGCUCUGUCUCUGCUGCGGCGAACUCUUCAGCCUGGUGCUGGAGCAUGUCAAGAGUCUAAAACGCAACAAGCUCACACUUCUCGAUCCGCAGGAGUCACUGGCUCGCAUUGCCGCUCGUCCAGGAGCUCACAAGCUGCGCUGCCUGUUUCGCAUCACUUUUGUACCCAUUUCGGCCGCAGAGCUGGCACAGCGGGAUCUGCAUGCCCUGGACUAUCUGUACAUGCAAUGCUGCAACGAUGUCAACCAGGAGCGAUUUGCCCCAGAGCUGCAGCCGGAGCUAGCACUGCGUCUGGCCGCCCUACACAUGCAUCAGCAUGCGUUGGCCAAUAACUUUUCACCUGCCAAGCUCACUGUCAAGCUGGUCGAACGUGAGUUUGGCCUGGAACGCUUUGUGCCCGUCAGUCUCUUUGAGGGCAUGAAACGCAAGGAACUGCGUCGUCUUAUCUCACAUUUUUUAAAGCUCAACGCGGAGAUGACAGGAUCGUCCAGCAAGGUUUUAACACAGCUGCAGGCGAAACUCCAUUAUCUAGAUAUAAUUGCUAGUUUACCAAGCUAUGGCGCCAAAUGUUUCAGCACAAACCAAAGAGAGGGCAUGGAGCGAGUUCUUCUGGUCAGUCCGAGAUUCGGUCUAAGUCAGAUAUCCAGUGCGCGUAAUUCGGUGCCACAGCCGAUUUCGGCCAUAGAGGACUUUACCCAUGUGGUGGUGCAUCGCGAGGACGAUGUGACCAGCAGUGUAUCCAUUUAUAUGCUGGGCGAUCGUGCUGUCAAGUUCAUAAUGGAGGAGCGCGAUGCCUGCGAGUUCAGUCUGGUAUUGGGCGGCUAUUAUCGACUGCUGACAGGGAACAUGCUGAAUGUGCUGCGGGAACGUGAGCCACAUGAGGAUGACAAUGCGCCCGCAUUCUUGUCCCAGCAUACAGUGCUGCCUGCAGGCUGGAGCUAUCUGUUGCCAUUCCAUACGCGGGCGCACAGUGUUAACUUUCUGAUGACGCCGCCAUAUCAUCCGAUGCCGCACAAGGCGGUGCUGUCGCAGUCGCAGUUGCAGCCACAGCCACAAUCACAGCCUGGACAGUCGCAGUCGUUGCCUUAUGCCACUGAUCUGGAUCUGCACAGCGUUAUGGCCACUGAGCUGCUGGAGGAGGCGGCCAAGGAUUCGGGCCUGAGUGACAGCAGUGGCAGCAACUAUUGCAGCGAGGGACGCAGUCAGCUGUCAACGGUUGAGGCCAAGAACGAGCAGGUGCUGCGCCGUGUUCAGGAGCUUCAACAGCUCGUCCAAUGCUCCGAACAGUAUCUCAAUGAGCAGGAGCAGGAGCUGCAGCAGAUGCAGAUACAGUUACACCAUCAGCAGCAGCAGCAGCAACAACAACAACAGCAGAUGGGUCAAGGUGUCGCCAUGCUCGAGUUUGACAGCGAUUGCGACAGUCUGAACAGCAGCAAGGUGUCCUCCACGGAGGAGGGCCACGUCAUUCCCACGGCCACAUCCGCUUUGAAGCACAGCGAUUCCUUGACGCUGCUGGCGGAGACCAUAAGCCAUGAGCUGAGCGGCAUUACGCAGGGUUUGAAUGCCAUUCCGGAGCCGGUGUCUGCAUCGGCACCGCCCACACCCGCCACGCCCAAACGCAAGCCGAGCUUGUGCAGCACCUCCAGUCCACGACCACAGCGCAAGCUCAACGGCUUCAGUCAGCUGCUGAGCGAUCUGCAAGCACUGGGCACGGAUUUCUCGCAGAGCGAAAGUGAUUCCGAGUCGGUGGCAUCGCCAGCGCAGUCGCCAACAACACGACGGCCACAGCAGUUGAUCCAGGCGGGCAUCAAGCAGCAGGUGGCACAACGCAGCAGCUUUGGACUGCACAGUCCGGAUGGGAGUCACUUUGGUGCCGAGACAAAGGACUACAAUUUGCGGGAGUAUCUGCAGCAGCUCAAGGAGAUCAGCAAUGUGCCAGCCGCGGAUACGGAUGUGGCAGCACGUCAGCUAUCGGAGAUCUAUGGCUUUGAGGUGCGCGAGGAUACGUUCAUUGAGACGGACACGGAUUUAAUUGAUUUGCGUGCCAUUCCACCGCCCCAGACGCCAGAUGAGUUGGACUCGCUGUCGCUGAUGAAUGCGGCGCCACCAAAGGGAUUUGAGGGCAGGGCUGAGGAGCUGGACAGCUUUCUACAGCAAAUGCUGGUGGCACCACCGACACAGAAAGCAACGCCCGCCAAGGAAUUAACACCCGAGGAGAUUAUGUCAUUCAUAAUACCGCCACCACCAAAUCUGGAGGCAGUGCAGCCGAGGCAGGAGUUGGAGACGGAAACGGAAUGCCUCUAUAGCAAUUCCGUGCAGGCCAAGCGUGAAUUUUUCCAGUCGGUGGCUAAUGGCAAUAACAAUAUCCAUAACAACAACAACACCAAGGAUCUAACACCACAUGUCAUUGAAUAUCCCACCGUGGAACGCAAAAGUAAAUUCAGCUGCUGUCCCACAUCCAAAAAGGAGGAGACCAUACCAAUCGAAGAGCAGGCUCCGGAUCCGGUGCAGCCGCCACCACGCACUCCCACCACGGAGCAGAUGACGCCACCGCCGGCGCGUCCACCCAAGAGCGCUGAGCUUCUUCAGCGAUAUUCACCCAAAAAGCAGCUGCGGAUCGUGGCGCCCGUGAGUGUGCCAUUGCGGGAACUCUGUCCACCGCAGCUGCCACCACGUAGCAGUCCGACAGCUGGCUCGGAGCCAGGUACUCCGCAACCCGUAGGACCUGCGGGAGGAGCGGCUGCAACAAUUGGGACUACCACAUCAGCGGUGAGUGCGCCCAAGAAACCCCCGCUGCCACCCAUUGCCAGUCGCCCACGUCCCGUCAAUGGCAUGCCCCCAAAACAACAACAACUACUGCAACAACAGCAACAUCCCGCCAGCACAUCAAUACCGCCUAUACCGGCCACAGCCCGACUACCCAAUGCGCAUUCCAAUGGCCAACCGGCGCUGCCGAAAAAGCCACAGCAGUUGCACGGCGAGAAGCUGUUCAUCAAGAACGGUCACCUCAUCGACGGUGAAGCGCUGCUGUCUAAAACGGACGUGGCCAUGACCGGGCUACUCAUUAAACUGGAUCAGGUGGCCGCUCAGUGUUCCGCCGCCCAAUCAGCCGGUGGUGGCACCAGCAUCGAUGAGGAGAAAUUUCAACGGGCUCGCAACGAGUUAACUGAGCAAACUCUCGCCCUGGUCACGGCCAGCAAAUUUCUGGUGGCCUCCAUGUCUGAUAUGACACUGAUCACUCUCCCCGAUCACCUGACCUCCUGCCUUACGGCCAUAAGACGCAUCACCGAGCUGGCCCAGGACAUGACACGGCACACAUCGGCGCCGCUGCAAACGCGCAACAUUGUGUUGAAAGUACACGAUGUGGCAAGUAGCUUUCGGGAAUUGGUUGGCGUACAGAUUGGUCCAAUUGGUGCUGGCCAAUUGGCCCUACAGGCAGAAUGCCUGGCCAAUGUAUUGGCCACGUUGCUACGCAGCCUGCGUGUCUUCUCGCCCUAGACCAGAUCCCAAAUCCACGACAUAUCUACUCUACUAUCGAAAUAAUUACACAUCAACUAAACAGCUAAAUACCUUAUAUACAAGUUAAUCAUAUUUAUACACAACAUCUGCAACUAUUUUACAGGUAAACAGCAACGUCAGAGAGACGUUGGUCUGAACUUAGGCUAUACGAUAGCUAUACGAUACGUAAACAACUCUAGCGGAAACUCAAACAUAACCAAAUCUAUAAAUCGCGUUUAGAUACUUCAGAUAUAUGCAUCAUUUUGAGUUUUCUUAAGUUUUUCCUAAUACUAUACUUGGAAGGGUGUCAUAUUUCUCUCAUCUUAAAUUGUUUAUAUC